Molecule: messenger RNA, 1272 nt
Organism: Arachis duranensis
Lineage: Eukaryota; Viridiplantae; Streptophyta; Magnoliopsida; Fabales; Fabaceae
Exons: 2
Coding region: 240-932 (230 amino acids)
Source: RefSeq, a predicted model, not a curated record
GAAAGACAAAUGAUGUGAUCCUAACAAAAUUCUCCUAUGAUGGUGGCACCAGUAUUUCUCUUAUUAGUAGUAGUGAUGAGAUUCCACGCAAUACUCCACACAAGCCACCUUCUUUGAUUCCACAAACUCAAAAACACUUUUUCUUCUAUAUAUGCCAAUUUUCCUUGUGAUCACUCCUCUAAAACAUAGAGGAUCCUAAAGAUUUUGAAGGAUCUAUUUCUUUUAUUUAGUGUGGAGAGAUGGAUAUUGAUCAUGAAUGGGAAAUCCUCCCAGAUCAUGGGUACCUUAGUGAUGAGAAUCAUCAAAUUCUGUUUGGGAAGAGAAAUAAUUAUGACGAGUCAUCAAAAGGUAGUGUCUUUGACAACUACUUCACCACUGAAGCAGCAUCAUGGAAUCAUAAUAAUCAUCAUCAUCAACAUCAACAACAACUAGUUCAUCAUGUUCCAAUAAUCCAAUUGGAACCAAGAAUUGAUGAUGAUGAUGAUGAUGAUGAGGAAGACACCGUUUCACAGAAUGUUUUCUUCAAGAAUAAUGAUCAAUUUGUCGAAAUGAAAAAGGAUUCUUCUUCUCCAGAAUAUGUUAGCAGAGGAUUGGUUAGUCCACCUUCUGCUCCUCCAGUAGCAGGGGAGGAAUCGAGUGAUGGAGAAUUCAAUAUAUGGAAGUGGGGUAUGAGUGGUAUUGGAGCAAUAUUUUCUUUUGGUGUUGCUGCAGCCACUAUCUGUGUCUUCUUCUUCGGAAACGCCCAUCAAAGAAACAGAAUCCACCACCACCACCGCCACAAGAUUCGCUUCCACUUCUACACUCAUGAUGAUAAGAGGCUUACACAAGUGGUUCAGCAUGCAUCCAAAUUGAAUGAAGCAAUUUCAGCAGUCAGGGGUGUUCCUCUCAGUAGAGCUCACAUAACCUAUGGUGGUUAUUAUGAUGCCAUUUGAAACAUUAUUGGAUCUUUAAUUUGGAUUCUACACUAUGGAACAACCAUGCGGCAAUAUCUUUUUUCUAUUCUGGCUCUUUCACAUUACUAGUAGUUUAGUUUUUGUAAAUAAAAUAAUGCCGGAUUCUGUUCUUUUUUGUUCUUGCUUGUUCUAUAGGUUACUUGCGGUAUUGUAAAUUAAGUCACAAUAGAUUAGGGGGUUACAUAUUUUCUUAUUAUUAUUUUAUCCAUCCAUUUGGAUUGGAUGAUAAAGAAAGUUUGUUUAAUGAUGCAAGUUGGCCCAAUUAUGGGGCAAAGUUUUAUGAAAUGCGGCCGUAAAGAAUUGAUUAGUGGUAAUUGUU